UCGAAAUUCGAAGUAUACCAGUAUACGCUACAGCUCAGCUUUGUGUUACUGUUGCACCGUGAUAUUUAUGUAGCUUUUAUUUACUCUUUGACUCGUUGAAUACUUAUAUGUACAGUUUUUUUUUAUUUUGACUCAAAAUUGUGAUAAGAAUGAGUGGUAUAACAGAAGAAAAUGUUGAAAAUUUCAAAACAGAGCACGAAAGCGAUGAACAUUGGGAACUGCGGCGAAAAUUUCUCUUGGCUCAUAAAGACAAAUUUAAACAGGAAGAAUUGAUAUGUUUGGCUCAAGUUUUUACAAACGUAGAAUUUCUUGGAUGUAGGUAUCCUCAAGAAACAAUGCGUACCGUGGCUGAAUUAUCGAAGGAUGUUGUACAAGAUUACAGAGAAAAGCAAAAAACAAGAUUGCAAAGAACCUUUGUUGGAGCUUCUGAUGCUGCUAGCUCAAAGGCCAAAGGACGAUUCAAACAAGAAUCACAAAGUACAGUCAUUGCUGGAAGCUCAACAGAAAAUAAUGGUCCUAAAUCUGUGUAUACUAAUUUUAAAAGAAAAAGUGAUACAGAUAUAGAAGCAAUAUCUUCAGAGUCUCAAAUAAAAAAGAGAUAUACUUUCAAACCACUCACAGCAGAUGACAUCGUUUUGUACCAAUAUGAAAAUGAAAAAGCUCCAACUAUGAUUGCAAGAUUAGCUCAAACCAAUAAUGUAGUUAUGGAAUGGAAGUAUGAUAAUAUUGAAGAUAAGUGUAGAUGUACAUUAUUGUUUAAUAAAGGUAAAGUAGCAGAAGGUGUAGGUUUAACUCAAAAAGAUGCUAAAGUUGAAGCAUGUGAUGCAGCUCUUAAAGAAAUGCAGAAAAGAUAUUAUACCAUUAAAGUUACAAAAAACUUGACCCCGACUGUCAACUUGGAAGAAAAAUCUGAACCAGCUUCAGAUUACAUCAAUUCCGAUAAUAUUGGUUCUAAAAUGAUGAAAAUGAUGGGUUGGUCAGGUGGCGGUUUGGGUAAAAAAUCUCAAGGAAUGGUUGAGCCAGUUAGUAGCACUUUACAACAACAAGUGACCAGAGAAGGUCUUGGUUUAAAGGUUGGAACAUACAAUAUUGGAGCAUUUAGAAAAAAAUGCUCAGAAGUUCUACGAAAUUAUGUGAAAAAUCAGAUAACAACUGACAUGGUUUUCUCACCAUGUUUUACAAAUGAAGAAAGGCACGUUAUUCAUCUAGUAGCUAAACAAAUGGGGUUGAAAUCUCAAAGUUAUGGACCAAAGACAUCAAGAAUCUUAACUAUAUCCAGAAAAAUUUUGCCUCAUGAAUUAGUCAAUCAACUUCUAGAAUCGGGUGGUUCAACUGAAAAGUAUGAAUUAAUAAAACCUACUGAGCUUCAAUCUUUGUAAUGACUACUUAGUAAAAAUUUUUAAAUUAUUGUAAUAUUCAUUCACUUGAUAUUAUACAUAAAAAUAUUUUUAUUUAUACAUAGGUAUGAAAUUGUACAGUAACUUUGUAAAUAAAAUAAAGAAUAUCUACAGAAUCCUCAA
Trichogramma pretiosum is the source of this 1520-nucleotide messenger RNA. RefSeq names its product NF-kappa-B-repressing factor. NCBI's taxonomy places the organism in Eukaryota, Metazoa, Arthropoda, Insecta, Hymenoptera, Trichogrammatidae. The record is from RefSeq and is a predicted model, not a curated record. The coding region runs from base 150 to 1379 and encodes 409 amino acids. Gene Ontology annotation, molecular function: nucleic acid binding. The transcript is spliced from 2 exons.